AUGGAUUUCCGGCAAGUGAGGAGGAUUCCAAUCACCAAGGGAUGGGGCCCUUGCAAAAGAACUCACUGGGUACCUGUGAGCGACUACGAGUCGUGGCAGACUCCUGACGGCUUCACCCAUACGUCGCACUGGAGCGUAGGCAUUGAUCCUUGGGCGCCUGGAAUCCGAAGACCAAGAAUAUUGCUGGCAGACCACGAUCUACAAUACCUGGGCUUUCGGGAAACGAGACCGGGAGGGCCUGGCUGGCUAUUGUGUCCUGGCCUCGGCGAGGUCAAUGAGAUAUUGGACGCGGCGUAUGCUCGAGAUCAGCAAGAGCUCGAGGAACGCCGGGCAAUUGAGGAACGCCGAGCAGACGAGUAUAGAAGGAAAUGGCUCGCCCUCCACGAGGCGCAGACUGCCACAAAUCGGUUACCUCAGCACAUGGAGGAGUAUCAUAACCAGAUGCAAAGGCCCAUCAACGACGACCGACUCCGAGGUCUGCAAACAGAUGCUGAGUCGUAUGCCGAAAGGAAGAGACAGCGAGAGGAAGAACAGCGCAGAAGAGAUCGAGAGAGGGAAAGGGAGCUCCGCGAUGCCGAGUUGGGACGGAGGACGCGCGAAGACCUGGAAGACUAUGGAUUCGUGCCUGUUACACGGCGGCGAGGGGGAGGGCGAGGAGGGCGGCGGUGA
Molecule: messenger RNA, 669 nt
Organism: Cladophialophora bantiana CBS 173.52
Lineage: Eukaryota; Fungi; Ascomycota; Eurotiomycetes; Chaetothyriales; Herpotrichiellaceae
Exons: 1
Coding region: 1-669 (222 amino acids)
Source: RefSeq, a predicted model, not a curated record